Molecule: messenger RNA, 2430 nt
Organism: Scylla paramamosain (green mud crab)
Lineage: Eukaryota; Metazoa; Arthropoda; Malacostraca; Decapoda; Portunidae
Exons: 4
Coding region: 170-538 (122 amino acids)
Source: RefSeq, a predicted model, not a curated record
UCCUCCAUGUAGUAGUACUCCAGCCCGCGGCGCGACCACACCUCCCACCCACGCCCGCGUUCACCACAGCACACCCGCCCUCGCAAGUCGCCUCGAAGCGGGAUACUCGGCACUGAGAAUCCAGAGCAGCGCAUCGUGUCGGGCGGCGGGCAUCCCUAACACUGUGGCGAUGGUUUUGUGCUGGGCGAGGCGCGGCGUGGCGGUGCUGUGCCUGGCUGCUGUGUUCUCCCUGAAUAACGUAACAGUCUCCGCCGCGACAGCCCCCACGGACAGCAGGAGGACCAUCUACCUCCCCUUGACCGAUGCCCUCAGCUACGAACAGAUUGUGAAGGCUGGGUACGUGGUCGUGGUGGUGGCGGCAAUCAUAUCCGUGUGGUACCUUCACUUCGGUGGCAAGGGCGUGCACACCAUGAGGCUCCUCGACCACUCCGCCCUGCAACCCCACGCUGCGCAAGCCAAGCUCCACCGGAUGGAGGACUCCCCGAGCAGCCUGCCCUCCCUCAGCCUGCUCCUCGACGCCCUGGACCUGUACCAGUAGGACGCUGUGCACGGUGCUGCUGUACCUUCUAACGCGGCUCACAAGCAGCUAUGCAGUCCUUAAAGUGAUAAGUUGUGGUAGUAGUAGCCGCAGUAGCAACAGCAGCAGCAGCAGCAAUAGUAGUAGUAGUAGUAGUAGUAGUAGUAGUAGUAGUAGUAGUAGUUUCAUGUGCUUAUUGCUGGUACAGUAUUCAUUUAUUUAUUUACUUAUUUAUUUAUUUAUUUAUUUAUUUAUCUAUUCAUUUAUUUAUUUUAUGAAUGAAGGAUCUUGGAAUAAAAAAGGAGAAGAGAAAGAGAAUAAAAAACCCUCUAAUUUCUGUUGCUCCCAAAGAGAGUUAAACAAAGAAGUCUGAUGUUCUGAUAAGUGUGUUCGCUAAACGUGAAAGGAGUUCGUUAAGAGACAAGGUCACUGUGAGGGUCCAGCCGAGAGUACAGUGCACACUCGAGGUUAAGUUUGUGCUACUGCUUUUAUGUCUGAAGAGCAGCUUACUUGCGUACGUAGUGAUGUGCAUUAGGUACUUUUCUGAUUAUUCAUUUCUUUGUUUGACUUAAUUAUCUAUUUACUUCGUUUGUUUGUUUGUUUAUUCGUUAUUUUGUUUGUUUGUUUUCUAGUUAGUAUUUAUUUCUUUGAUACAUAUUUAUUUAUUGGUUAGUAUCAAAGAAGCGACAACAAGUGAAUGAUAGAUCGCACGCAGAUUUCAAAGGAAUGACGAGAAUGUUUCCUUAAUGAAGUGACUAUGUUAAGCGUUUCUUAAUAUAUUUUAUUGCUCCUAAAAGAUAACGUGACGAUGACGAUCAACUCUUUGCCUCUGAAUCACAAACCACCUGUACGGAACCACAAACAAGUUCCUGUAUGUCAGUUGUACACAUACUCUGUGUUGAAGCAGUUCUAUUUGGAGCUUUGAACUAAAACAGAAUAAAGUAGUCCGUAUCAUCCUAUUGUUACGUCACAUCUAUGAAGACAACCUUGAGUUCGAUCAUUCUUUCUUUUCGUGGUACAGUCACAGUCAGUAGUUGAGUGACAUGAUAACAUGACGUACAUGCUUCCUCUUUGUUUAGCGUUUUCUCUGCGUAAUAAGUCCUGUGAUCUGUUCAUUGUCUGCUUGCAGAACUUGAUAACUGGUACAUGCUAAGAUCAGAGUCAGGGAUAGCUCGAGGGGGGAUGUGAUUGGGGGAGGGUGAUAAAAGCAGACUUGACCAACUUGAAUUGGUUGGUGUUAAGUUUUGACCAUCUCGAACUCUUGUAUCAAUGCUUCACCCAACAGAUAUUGUUUCGUCUGUCUGGCAUUUUUUAUAAACUAAAACACUUGAAGCAGUAAUAUAUAUUAGUAUUUUUCGAAUUUGUUUAAAAAUAAACCAUUGAUUUGAAAACCUAAUAUUUCAGAUGCCAUUUACUGGCCAUUUUUGUACAUUUUUGUACAUUUUUGACGCUCCAAAUCAGUCAGAAUUUGACCAACUCAGUCCUUUCACUGCUACAUGACACAUGGUUCAUUAAUCACAAACCAAUCUGAGACAUUUCUUAAUGUUAUGCAACCACCUCUGAACAUUGUAUUUGUUAAAAGAAAUUGGAAAAUCUAUCCUUUUAGUCCUUUUUUUUUCCUUUUUGUAAUUUUUUGUAAGCGUUUGCAAGGAUUUUGUAGAGUGUGGUUGCACAUCGCAGGACGGGAAGCGCUCAGCGCAGUGGAAAUAAAUGUAGCACGAGACUCGACUUGUGACCACGACUACUCAAUUAAUAUAUUUAGUCUGGCAAUGGUAUCCUUCCACUUGUCACCCUCUCCUCUCCGUCACUAUUUUGCCUUUAUGAAUAACUAUGCUAAUUACCUCGUUUGAUUUUAGUUUCCCUCGUGCACAAUCAAGCUUCAUGUAUGAGUAAAAUAAAAUAUCGAUGUAGCA